UACAUUAUGUGCGCUGUGACAAAGACACAAGCAUAAAAAGCAACAGGGAGGAGCAUCAAGGGAGUACGAAUGUGUCUCUUCUGACGCUAUCGCUUCGUCCUCCCUCCUCCUUGUUCCUCAUGUGCACCACCCUAAGGUCAAGAUACUGUCGGUCCUGCCUACUGAAUCUAUUUGCAUGAGGUGCUAAAAAAAAAAAGGAGUCUGGCCAAGCAGGUUCAGUGAUAUCAGCCAACGGACACAGACGAGGGAUCACCUACAGCUACUACACACAACCACACCCACACACCUGAGGAUCCAGCUCUGAGUGUGCAGAGCAAAAGAGGACCAUCACCGGGACAGCGGUGCAACUGAAUCCUCAAAACUCCCCGAGGGGGAUCUCAGAAGCUGUUUGACUUUUGCUCCACAAAGAUGUCUUUUUGAAGAACAAAAGAAAAAAGACUAAGAAGACAAGCAGAGGAUCUGCUCAGCAUCUUCAAGGUCGUCCAGAAAAUCAGGCAAAGCAAGAGAGGAGACAGAACAGGCCGGAGAGGACGCUUCUUCAAAAUGGAACAAACUACUCAGAUCUGGCACAUGCAAGUCAGCCCUCCUGAUGUGCCUGGAGAGCAGCAGAAGAAAGUAUCAGUCAGCGGCCAGCUGGAGUGUUCCAUUUGCUACAACACCUAUGACAACGUCUUCAAAACUCCCAAGCUGCUGGCCUGCACUCACACUUUCUGUCUGGAGUGCCUCUCUCGUAUCAUGGCGUUCUCUGCGGUUGACCAGGAGGGCAACAGCGGAAGCACACGUCUUUUUUGCCCCCUUUGCCGCCAUCCCACCACGCUGCCUGAGGAGGGCCCGCCGGCUCUGGCCACCAGCCAUGAGGUCCUCUGUAAGCUGCCCAGCCACCAACAGCAAGAGGAGCCGGUGUGGCUGGAGGGAGAGAAGCUGUGCUACAAAAGUCCCAGUCGCGAGGGCGGCUCGAACGCUCCCGAUAAUCCCAGUGCCUUCUGCAUCUGCAUCAACAUUGGUGCCAACAAGCCGGUGGAAUCCCCGAUGCACACUCAGUCUCGUACUUUUGGCAGGCUGAGCCGGGUGUCAGACUGGAAACGGUUGGUGCUCUUCAUUUUCCUCAUGGUGGUGCUUGUUGUGGUUGUUUUGUGGCCACUGCAUUGUGUGUUCAGCACAGGGAGCAUGCGCUGUCUGCAAGAAUCCAGCUCCCCCACACCCACCACCACCACUGCCACUCCGACCAUCGCAUUUGCCAAGCACGCAGACAGUCCAAAGUAAACUCGAACAGUAAAAUGACUUUAACUGGAUAUAAAAGCUAUGACUAUUUAAGAUAUUUGGCACUGUAAAUUGCAUGGAUAUGAAACUCCCAUGUCUCAAAGUGCAUAGCACAAAUGGACGUUCCCCAAUCAGAGAGGGCGCCAUCACAUCCUUAUGCUGCGUUCAAGAUGAAGGUAUACCCGAAGAACUCAAGUUGGUAAUUUUGUGGAACACACUGAAAAUUGCAGGCUAGAUCUAGGAAAAAAGGUUAAAAAUAAGGGUGGGUGGGUGUAACUGAAUCACAUUCUAAAAGUCCUCAAAAAUCCCCCUUGUGGCUUUUCAAAAUCCAAUAUGGCACCCAACAUGUCCGCCACUUCACUUAUUUUUUUACUUAUCUUUUCUUCUGUAAAGAUUAAACAAAAUUUAAAUGUCUAAAUGUGCAUAUUAAGACAUGAGUAACUGUUUACAAUCAUUAUCUCAAGUUAUUAUAAAUGUCAAAAACUAAGAUGUUGGUCAUACUGGAGUCCAAAGUGGCCGAUAUUGUUUAGUUUGCAGUUUUACAUAUUUUUCUGGACCCAUCCUGACAAUCUCAGCUGGUUACAGAAACUUUCCAUUAUUUGGUCAUUUUUGAGCAGAUGCUGUUGGACUAGUUAAGAACAUUUGAGUUCUGAAAAAGUGUGCGUUCAUUUGACCAACUUAACCACAUUCAGAAUGUUGUUGGCUUUACAAAGAAUGCAUAAGUAAGUCAGAUCAGCACACUGCAUUUCUAUUUGUAGUCUUCCAUCAGAUAAUGCUGGAAACGUCAUUAUUACCAUAUUUUCUGGAGUAUAAGUCACGAGGCACUUUACUGUUUUGGUUGGCCUUGCGACUUAUACUCAGGUGCGAUUUAUAUCCCCAAAAAAUCAUGCAUUUGUUAUUCAUAAUAAUAAUUAUAAUAACUAUUUACAUAGGACUUUCACAGGAAUGAAAACAUGAAACAAAAUAAACUCCAAUAUUAAAAUAACAAAUGCUAACAACAACAACAACAACAACAAGAGCAAUCCCACAUUUCUGACGUCAGACAAUCUGGAUCUGGAGUCUUCCAUGCUCUAAUAUCUGUCUGUGGUGCAAAUGUGGUGAGAAUCUGUGCAGUAAUUUUGACAUAAUUCUACUAACAGAUAAACAAAUAAACAAAUAAAUAAAUGCUGGUGAAUUGAUUAUGUCCUUAGCAGAUGUAAUAAUCAUAAUAAUGACAACAGCAAUGCACAAAAAUCCCAAAUUGAGUUGGUAAUACAGAAAAAGUGUGACUUAUACUACAUAAAACGCCGUAUAUAAAGAAUGCAAUCAUACAAAAGUCAAUGAUUUGCUGAAAGUAAUUAAAUAAUAUUUGUAAUAUUUCUGUAUUUAAUUAAUAAAUUGGAAAACUGAAUUUCAGCAGCCAUUUCAGAGAGACAAAGAAAAAAAAAUCCCGUCUGACCUCAUGUACAAAUCUUUUUGUCCAAGUUGGAGUUCAGAAUUUCUCUUGUUCAGAUGUCAUGAAUGUAGCAUUAAUCUUGGGUUCUCCCAAGUGUGGCAUGAAAGCAUCAUGUAAAAUCCAAUUUCCAUCAGGAGUGUCCCGUGUUCUGCACACACGCAGAGGCUGCACAGUCCUCGACCUGAUUCCUAAACGCAGUGACCACGAAAGGCUCAUUUACAGAUGGAACCUUCUGUCCGCACUCUGCAUUCAUAUUUGUCUGUUUCCUCAAAGAUUAUGGAUGAAACAGAGCAACAUCACUGCAAACUGUGGGGACAGUGCAGCCAAAACUCAAGAGCAACACAACCACAAAGCAAAAGGACAUGAAGAAGACCAUGAACAAGUGUGGAGUAUUUUGAUGAUAGAACUUUUACUCACUGAAGCUGAGGUUUUCCACCUCUGCACAGGUGGGGAUCAGCCAGUAAUGAGAUGGCACAGGCCUGGGUUUGCUCAGCAGGUGUCAGCAGCAGCAGAUUUAGUGACUGCUGCCCUACAUUUCACCAUUUAAGGAGAAAAAAUGGAUACCAGAAAGAAAGAAAAUCGUCUGAGA
Messenger RNA from Thalassophryne amazonica, 3284 nucleotides. RefSeq names its product RING finger protein 223. The record is from RefSeq and is a predicted model, not a curated record. Gene Ontology annotation, molecular function: ubiquitin protein ligase activity. The coding region runs from base 544 to 1263 and encodes 239 amino acids. NCBI's taxonomy places the organism in Eukaryota, Metazoa, Chordata, Actinopteri, Batrachoidiformes, Batrachoididae. Gene Ontology annotation, biological process: protein ubiquitination. The transcript is spliced from 5 exons.